This is a messenger RNA of Zymoseptoria tritici IPO323, 1578 nucleotides long. RefSeq lists its product as uncharacterized. Gene Ontology annotation, cellular component: mitochondrial outer membrane. Gene Ontology annotation, molecular function: kynurenine 3-monooxygenase activity; NAD(P)H oxidase H2O2-forming activity; FAD binding. NCBI's taxonomy places the organism in Eukaryota, Fungi, Ascomycota, Dothideomycetes, Mycosphaerellales, Mycosphaerellaceae. The record is from RefSeq and is a predicted model, not a curated record. Gene Ontology annotation, biological process: quinolinate biosynthetic process; NAD+ metabolic process; L-tryptophan catabolic process. The transcript has 2 exons. The coding region runs from base 1 to 1578 and encodes 525 amino acids.
AUGACCGAGACCAAAAAGUUGAAAUGCGUUGUCAUGGGCGCUGGACCGGUCGGCUCGCUGGCUGCAUUGUACGCCGCACGGAGAGGAUGGGAUGUGGAAGUGUACGAUCUUCGAGGUGAAGAUCUACGAGAGCCGUCCACGACGCCUCUCAACUUCACGAAGUCCAUCAAUCUGGCGCUCUCGGAACGUGGCGUCAAUGCGCUACGUCAAUCAGGCUCGCCCGAUCUCCUCAAGUCCAUUCUCGACGAGACGAUACCGAUGUAUGGCCGCAUGAUUCAUGGCCAGGACAAGACAGGCGGCUUGACCGAGACAUCACAGUCAUAUGAUGUCCACGGCCGAGCAAUUCAAGCCGUCGAUCGAGGCAGCCUCAACGAGUCAAUGCUUGACGAGCUGGAAGAUCUUCCCAACGUCCGCCUGCGAUUCCACCACAAAGUCACCGGCGUCGACUUCCGCCGCCGUCUGGCAUGGCUGGAACAGAAAGGUCCAUCUCGUCGUCAGAGCACCACAGACAAUGCUCCUCGACCGAGUGGACGACCAGGCCGACCCGACGAGAUCGAAAUCGACUUCGACCUGAUUCUCGGCUGCGACGGUGCCCACAGCAGCGUACGCUUCCACAUGAUGAAAUUCGCCCGCCUCGACUUUGCUCAAUCCUACAUCGACACUCUCUGGUGCGAGUUCAACAUUCCUCCAGCAGACCCCUCCGCCGACACAUCCACCACACCAUCCGCAAAAGACGGUUUCGCCACAUCACCCAACCAUCUCCACAUCUGGCCCGGUUCCGACAAAAUGUUCAUCUCCAUCCCCAGCUACGACAAGUCCUUCACAUCGACUCUCUUCGCACCCUACGCCGACUUCCUCGCUCUCGAAAACGACCCAUCGCAGGUCGAACUCUUCUUCAACCGCCACUUUCCCGGCGCCGCCGACUUAAUCGGACCCUCCAAUCUCCGCUCGCAAUUCAUGGAGAACCCUCACCUACCUCUCAUCAGCGUCAAGUGUUCACCACACGUCUUCGAGUCCAGCGGCGUCAUCCUCGGCGACGCCGCGCACGCCAUGGUCCCUUUCUACGGCCAGGGUAUGAACGCCGGUCUCGAAGACGUGCGUGUGCUGUUCUCUCACCUCGACAACCACGCCACAACACCCGAAGGCCGCACUGCCGCGCUGGAAGCAUACAACGCCGAGCGCGUUGCCGACGCACACGCGAUCAACGACCUCUCGCUGGCUAAUUAUUGGGAAAUGCACGUCGGUGUGACGUCCAAACUACAUCUCUUACGGAAGAAAAUCGAAGAAUUUCUGUCUGAUAAAAUUCCUAGUACCGGGUUCGCAACGCAGUACAGCCGGGUGAGUUUCAGCAACCAGCGGUACUCGGAGGUGAUUCGAGUUGUAGCGAGGCAGAAGCAAAUUCUGGUGCAAGGCAUGUUGGGUUCUGCGAUUUUGCCAAUUGUCGGCUGGGCGGCUUGGAUUGCGUGGAGGUGGCACAAAGGAACAGGUGCACCGGAGUUGAAGAGAGGGAUAGGAGCGGACUUGCGGAGAGGAGUCGGAGUCGCGAGAGACGCGAUUGGGAGGGUCUUCCGUUGGUAG